UUGUCCCAGAUCAAUGCGCUGGCAUGGUGGAGGUGAUGGUGGUGGCGGCGGUGGCAGUAGCAAGCAGCUGCUCGCCGUUCCGUCCGACUUUCGCGAUCCCAUUGAGGAUGUUCUCCCCCAUGUAAAACGCCAGCAUUUUAAGCAUGAAUGCCGCGGGACGUCUGCAAACGUAGAUCCGCUUCUUCAAACACUGGGCAAAUGUAAACAGCUCAAAAAAAAACUUUCUUUAAAAAAACAGCAAAAAAGAGAAAAGCUUGCACGAUUCGUUGUUGCAUGAUGAUCGCUCAUAGUCGGAUCUUUCAGUGGACUUGAUGAAGAAACAUUGGGAUAUAUAUAAGAAAAAGAACGAACGCUUCAUGCAGCUUAAUACUGUGCUGAACUCUGGAAGGCGCUGGGUUGCAAUGAGUUAGUUAUCACAACCCUUAUUUUUUUGUUUGUUUUCUGUUGCUUUAUUUAUUUCCGAAGGCAAAGCGGCAUAAGAUCGUCGCUCGCGUGUCCUGUGCAAUUUUCUUCGCCUGUGUGUGUGUGUGUGUGUGUGUGUGUGUGUUUAUAUUUUGCCGGCUGUUGGGAAGAUUUCACACGCACACUCACACACCUACAGAUACAGCGAUAAGAAAAGUUGUCCUGGAUAAUUGUGUUUGCAAAGGAUGGGGGAUUUCGUGGCCCCCGCGGCUGCAAACGGCAACAGCCCUGCGAUCGCCGGUAACACCAGCGGCGGUAUCCCCAAGCACAGCACCGUGGUGCAGAGGCUCCGGCAGCGGAUCGAGGGCUUCAGGAAGCACCAUAACAACUGCGAGGUGAGGCGCCAGCAAGCCCAGGCUCAACAGAUUGAACUGGACCGCCAGGAGACCUUGACGCUCCACCAGAGGUGCCUGGAGCUCAAGGCGAAGAAGACGGGCAAGAACAAACAGGACGGAGCUUACAGGAGCAAACUCUGCGAGCCCGAACCUCCUUCCGCUCUGGCCGCCUUACCGGCGGUCGCGGAUCAGAGGACCAGCACUCUGAUCGCGCUUCAAGAAACGGUAAAGAGAAAACUCGAAGGUGCCCGUUCGCCACUUAAUGGAGACCUACAAAAUGGAGUUUCUGACAGCAGUUUCUCCCCAAACAGCAAGCGAGUCCGAAAAGAGGGAUCUGGGGUAGACCAGAGCAACAGCCUCUCCAACAACGUCCCUAUACCUUCGGUUUCUCCCCUGCACCAAAUUGACCUGAAGCAAUCACUUCCAAUAUCUACCAGUGGAAAUAAUUCAACAGGGUUUGACGAUGGUAAUAAAGAGGGCAGGCAUCCGAGGUUGAGCUUACAGGCCAAUGGCACCAGAGAGGAUGACGACUUCAACUUAAUAUUAGCCAAGGAUCUUAAGCAAGAGCCAAUUGAUGAUCCAAGUUGUAUAGACUCUUCGGAUGCUUCCCUUCUCCAUCAAAAUAAACUGUUCUCAGAUAUCAAUCUUAAUGAGCAAGAGUGGCAGGAGUUAAUCGAUGAACUAACAAGCACAGUUCCAGAAGAUGACAUGCAUGACCUUUUUAAUGAAGACUUUGACGAAAAGAAGGAGAUGGAGGUUAUUAGGCCCACGUCUCAGACCCCAGUCCCACCAGAUAGCACAAACAUAAAGAGUGAGAUGUGCCAGUCUCCUUUUAAUCAGUUAUCAAUGGGAUCUCCACAGGUUAGACCAUCUUCUUCAGGCCCUCCAUUUUCCAAUGUCUCUACGGUCUCCAGUGUGUCCUCUGUGUCAAGUAUUUCGUCACUUUCUGCACCCGCUACGUCACCAGUGACAUCUGCAAGUCAACCCUCACAGCAAGCCCCAAGUCAGAGUCAAGCACAUGCAAGGUCAGGAAAUGGCUUUUUAAUGACGACGUCUUCCGGUUCAGGGUCAGGACAGGGACCGGGUCCUGGGCCUGGACCUGGACCCGGGCCAGGGCCGGGGCCAGGAUCUGGUCCAGCAGCUCUACCGUCGACCAGUUCUGACCUUUCCCGAGCCGAACAGUUGAAGCAAAUGGCUGCCCAGCAACAGCAACGAGCGAUGCUGCUGCAGCAAAAGCAGCAGCACACACAGCCGCACCAGCAGAAUCAGGCACCUGGUUGGUCCCCUGCAGCUCCGUCACACAGUCCCUUUGGAGGCACCUUCAUUCCAGACAAACCAAAUAGCCCAAUGAUGUACCCACAGGCCUUUAAUAAUCAAAAGCCUAUGGUGCCUGCUAUGACAAGCAACCCUCAGAAGGCCAUGAAUAACUACCUCUCACAAAACCACAUGAACAUAAUGAAUCAACAGCCAAAUACUAUGGGGCAAACCUCUGGGAACAAACAGCCUAUGCUUUCAUAUGCUAACACUAAGCCACUGUCUCAUUAUAAUAUUGAGCCCGUGGGCCAGAGAAUGACCCCGCCAAUGGCUAAUCAGAACAAAGCUCCCAUGAUGCCCUACCUGCAGCAACAGCAGCCGCAAGUUCAACCUCAGGCUUCUCAUAUUAGUGAGGAAGAGAAGCGCAUGCUGUUAAUGAAGCAGAAAGGACUCCUUCCCCAGACAAUACCUUAUGGAGCACUGCCAAGCCAUGGUCCGGAUCAGAAUCCGGUGGGAGCUUCUCGGCCGGCAGGAUCCAUCCAGCCCCCUGUUCCAGGUCCUGGCACUGGGGCCCCAGUGCCCGGCUCCAUGACUGGUAACCCUGGAGGCCCAGGUUACCUUGGAAACCAGCAGCAGGCAGUCAUGAUGAAACAGUUGUUGAUGGAGCAAGAGAGACAGAGAAUGCAUCAGAUUCACAUGAUGGAGCAGCAAAAGCAGCAGCUAUUCAGGGAGCAGAGGCAGCAGCAGCAGUUUCUGGCAGAACAGCAACAGCAGCUACAACAACAGCAGCAUGAACAGAUGCAACGACAUCUCCCCAGACCACAUCCACAGUGCAAGGACCAGCAAAGGAAUCCAUAUCCUGUUCAACAGGUCAACCAGUUCCAAGGUACAGCCCAGGAAUUGGCGACAGCAAGGAGUCAAGCUCUCCAGAAUGUGAGAAGUCCCAGAAUGAUGGCACAGAAUCAGGGCAUGAUGCAGAUGACACCAGUCCAGAAUUCUGGUACGAUACCUGCCACCACUGGCCAGUCAGAGAUUGGCAUGGUACCCUACAAUAAUGCCCAGAGCAAUCAACAAGGAAUGUACAGUAUGAGCCCAGGCAUGAACCAAAUUCUUCAGCAUUCAAACCAAAGUAAUGCGAACAUGGCACGUAACGUUAGCCAGAUGCAGAAACAGCCUGUUGCAGGACAAGGGGUUGGAAUGGUAGCUGGUUAUGGACAAAACUUACUUGGAAACCCUGUGUUGGCCCAACAGCAACAAGUGAAAGGACCGGUAGGGCAGCAGAUGUCCAAGGCUCAAAUUCAAAGACUACAACUAAUCGCAAGUUCCGGUUCUCCGGCUCAGAGUUGGCAGCAACAUAGUUUACAGAACUUGCCCAACAGAACUCAGGCUAACAAUGAGCUCAAUCCAUUCAACAACAAAUCAGCUUAUCCAAUGCAACCUGGUCAACCCAAGAUGGCCAAGCAACAUUUUUCCCAGGCAAUGGGUCAGCCAGUUCUUGAGUCUGCUGGUGCAGUUGGAGGACAAAUGAUGCCUCAUUUUGGAGGACAGCCAAGGACCAACCAGUCUAGACAAAUAGUUAUGUCUGGCAUGACCCAGACAGUCCACAAUAUGACUGGUUUUAACCAGGCCACAGGGCAACAGUUGGCAGGAGGCUGCUAUGCACAAAGUAACCCGAGUCAAGGGUAUCAUACAAGAACCACAAGUCAGGACUUGUCCUUCAAUUAUGCCAGCCAAUCAGGGGCUGGUUCCUUCUCUAAUUUAACAGACAGUGUAGAUCUGAUGGACUCUCUAAUCAAAAGUGGAUCAACAGAAGGCUGGAUGCAAGAGUUUGAUGAAAUAUUUGGUAGCCAGCAGUAGAUGAGUUUUCAAUUAUUAAAAAGCUGUUAAAUUACGGCUUCCUCUAAAUAAAAGUGUUUAGGGACCAAGUAAAGUAGACCUAGUUUUGUAGUUGCACUGCUGUUGCAUUACGGUGCUGAUGUACAUGUAGACGUGAUACAAACUGUAAUGGUUUCAUGUAAAUAGGUUUUUUAUAAGUCCAAAUAUAAGGCUUACCAUUGGGUCUACUUCCUGUAAAGAAUGGCUCUUUGUUUAACAAAAUAUUGAAGUAUUUUUAUUUCAUUUUACAGUUUUCAAUUCAUCAACAAAGCAAUGAUAUUGCACCAGACAAUAUCUUACUAAUUAUUUGUACUGUAAACUCUAAACAGAUGUGCUCAUUGGAUACAAUUUUUUUCUAGAUUUCAUUUUUACUCUGUACCUUAAGCAGUGCUUGGAACCUGAGCUCCAUUCUUUUUAAACCUGUACAGAAUCCUCUACUGUGUAAAAGUGUGAUGUUGAAUAAUUUUUUUUGGAGUGGGGGUUGGUUGGGGGUGGAAAAUGUUAUGUCAAUGAAUCAUGAGAUCUUAUUAAAAAAGAAUUUUAAUGUGA
Molecule: messenger RNA, 4475 nt
Organism: Pristis pectinata (smalltooth sawfish)
Lineage: Eukaryota; Metazoa; Chordata; Chondrichthyes; Rhinopristiformes; Pristidae
Gene: maml3
Product: mastermind-like transcriptional coactivator 3
Exons: 5
Coding region: 648-3908 (1086 amino acids)
Biological process (GO): Notch signaling pathway; positive regulation of transcription of Notch receptor target
Cellular component (GO): nuclear speck; nucleoplasm
Molecular function (GO): transcription coactivator activity
Source: RefSeq, a predicted model, not a curated record